Messenger RNA from Aspergillus ibericus CBS 121593, 2009 nucleotides. RefSeq names its product methylisocitrate lyase ICL2. The record is from RefSeq and is a predicted model, not a curated record. Lineage: Eukaryota; Fungi; Ascomycota; Eurotiomycetes; Eurotiales; Aspergillaceae. Gene Ontology annotation, cellular component: mitochondrial matrix. Gene Ontology annotation, molecular function: isocitrate lyase activity; methylisocitrate lyase activity. The transcript has 6 exons. Bases 68 to 1879 code for a protein of 603 amino acids.
CUCCAUUCUCCCUUCUCUCUUCCCCUCUACGCCAGGGCAAUAUUCAUCUGCAUUGUCUUGCGUUCAAAUGAUGUUGCGUUCAGUUUCUCGUCGACUUCCUCGACGGAUCUAUCCUCUCACUUCGACUGCCGGCAGUCCAUCUCGUGUCGCCCUGCGUUCGUUCACAUGCGGUUAUCCGCGGAUGUCGGCAUUCACGUUGCCUCCGGUCGAACCCCCCGUGUCGUCCGCUCUGCCAGGCGAUUCCUACCAACUUUUGUCGACGGCUGAGAAGUCUGGCGCCGCCGAAGACGCCUUAUACGAGCAACAGAUUAAAGAUGUUGAAGCAUGGUGGAACUCACCCCGGUUCGAGGGUAUCAAGCGCCCCUACUCAGCCGCAGAUGUGGUCAGCAAACGGGGCUCUUUGCAACAGACCUACCCGAGCUCGUUGAUGGCAAGGAAGCUAUUCAACUUGCUGAACGAGAGAGCAGCUGAGGGAAAGCCGGUUCAUACCAUGGGCGCCAUUGACCCCGUCCAGAUGACCCAGCAGGCAGCUAACCAGGAGGUCUUGUAUAUCUCCGGCUGGGCAUGCUCCUCUCUGUUGACCACUACGAACGAAGUCUCUCCCGAUUUUGGCGACUAUCCCUACAACACCGUUCCGAACCAAGUCCAACGAAUGUUCAAAGCACAGCAGUUGCACGACCGGAAACAAUGGGAUGCUAGACGGAAGUUGACUCCUGAGCAGCGCAAGGCCACACCAUAUGUUGACUACUUGCGUCCGAUUGUUGCGGACGGAGAUACUGGACAUGGAGGGCUGUCCGCCGUGCUGAAGCUAGCUAAGCUAUUUGCCGAGAAUGGCGCUGCUGCUGUUCACUUUGAAGACCAGCUUCAUGGUGGAAAGAAAUGCGGCCAUCUCGCGGGCAAAGUCCUUGUUCCCAUGGGAGACCACAUCAACAGGCUUGUUGCAGCACGUUUCCAAUGGGAUUUGAUGGGGACGGAGAACUUGGUCAUCGCUCGUACGGACUCGGAGAGUGGACGUCUGAUUAGCAGUGCCGUUGAUGUGCGCGAUCACGAGUUCAUUCUCGGUGUUGCCGAGGAUGUGGAGCCUCUCGCAGAGACCUUGCAGGCCAUGGAACGGGAGGGGGCGGCUCCUUCGGAAAUCGAUGCAUACGAGAUGGAAUGGGUCAAGAGACAUAAGCUUGUCACUUUCGACGAGGCUGUCGACGCGCAUCUUGAAGCGGAGGGCGCGUCUCAGUCCGCCCGGGAUGCCUACAAACAACGUGUCAAAGAGAAUCCCGACCUAUCUUUCUCUCGUAGAAGAGCACUGGCCGAGGAUUACUCUCAGACACCGGUGGUUUGGUCCUGUGACACCCCCCGUACCCGGGAAGGGUUCUAUCAUUACCGUGCCGGCUUUGCGGCGGCCACUAAGCGAGCAAAGGAAUUUGCACCCUAUGCGGACCUCCUCUGGGUCGAGACGGGCGAUCCGGAUGUUGCUAAGGCUGCGACGCUGGCGGGUGAGGUGCGCAGUGCGCAUCCUGGCAAGAAGUUGGUUUACAACCUGAGUCCGUCUUUCAAUUGGAUGGGCCAGGGUUUCGAUGAAGCUUCUCUCAAGUCUUUCAUCUGGGACUUGGCACAGCACGGAUUUGUUCUCCAAUUGAUCUCCCUCGCUGGUUUGCACACCAACGCAACCAUCACGACGGAACUCUCGCGCGCUUUCAAGGACGAAGGUAUGCUGGCCUACGUCCGGAUGGUCCAGGCGCGGGAAAAGGAACUGGGCGUGGAGGUUCUCACCCAUCAGAAAUGGAGUGGCGCGCCCUACAUGGAUGGCAUUCUUGGGGCCAUCCAAAGCGGUAGCAGCAGUAGCAAGAGUAUGGGUGAGGGGAACACCGAGAAGGGGUUCUAAGCCGCGGAGUAUAAUUCCGAUGUAAAUAACCGACUUCGAUACUGGUAUUGAAUGUAGCGACGUAGACUGUUGUUCUAUACUGAAAUGUUAUUUACACUAGCAUAUUCAAGCGCACGCGCAAGGAUCGCCU